AUGGAAAGUGAAAAUCAACCUCUUAUGAAAGUAGUAGUUUUGGUGUACAUCUUUGUGUUGGGAAACUUUGUAUCAGCUGAUCGGAGUGGUCACAGAAGUGGAUAUGGGGAAAAUCAGCAACCUCUUUCGCACAUUGCUAUCCACAAAACCGUCCUUGCUCUCCAUGCCUCUGCCUCUAUUGCGGCUUACCCUUUUCUUCUUGGCUUAAAGGGUGAAGAUGUGCAAUGGGUAACUGUGGCGCUUGAACACCCUGAGCCCUCCAACGAUGACUGGGUUGGAGUUUUCUCCCCGGCAAAUUUCAACUCAUCACUUUGUCCAGCUGAUGAAGCAAAUUGGAAAAUAGGAAAACCAUACAUAUGCACUGCACCAAUCAAGUUCAAGUAUGCGAAUCGUUCCAACUCGAAUUAUGCAAAGACCGGCAAAGCGACUUUGAGGUUUCGGCUGAUUAAUCAGAGGGCUGAUUUUUCUUUUGCUUUGUUUUCAGGCGGGGUUGCAAAUCCGAAACUAGUGGCCAUUUCAAACUCCGUAUCAUUUGCCAAUCCCAAAGCACCUCUUUAUCCACGCCUUGCUCUUGGGAAAGCUUGGGAUGAAAUGACAGUGACAUGGACAAGUGGUAAUAACAUAGACGAGGCCGUUCCAUUUGUUGAGUGGGGCCUCAAGGGCGAAACCCAAGUUCGAUCCCCUGCUGGAACAUUGACAUAUGAUCGCACCAGCAUGUGUGGCGAACCUGCACGCACGGUUGGCUGGCGUGAUCCCGGAUUCUUCCACACUAGUUUCCUCAAAGACUUGUGGCCAAACUCUGAGUACACUUACAGAUUGGGUCAUCGUUUAUGCAAUGGUUCAUAUGUAUGGAGCAAAAAGACCUAUUCCUUCAAAUCCCCUCCAUAUCCUGGCCAGGACUCCUUACAGCGCGUUAUUGUAUUUGGAGACAUGGGAAAGGCGGAGCGUGAUGGUUCGAACGAGUUCUCAGUUGAGCCUGGUUCACUUAACACCACAGACCAACUCAUCAAGGAUUUGAAAAACUAUGACAUAGUUUUCCAUAUUGGAGAUAUGGCGUAUGCAGAUGGAUACUUGGCAGAAUGGGACCAAUUUACAGAACAGGUUGGGCCCAUUGCGUCAACUGUGCCUUAUAUGGUUGCAAGUGGUAAUCAUGAACGGGAUUGGCCAAAUUCAGGGUCCUUCUUUGAUGUCGUCGAUUCGGGCGGGGAAUGUGGUGUAGUGGCUGAAACAAUGUUCUAUGUUCCAGCUGAUAACCGAGCUAAGUUUUGGUACUCGGCAGAUUAUGGCAUGUUUAAGUUCUGCAUCGCGGACAGCGAACAUGAUUGGAGGGCGGGAAGCGAACAGUACCAGUGGAUUGAGAAAUGCCUUGCAUCAGCAGAUAGAAGGAAACAGCCUUGGUUGAUAUUCGUGGCUCAUCGCGUGCUCGGAUAUUCCUCUAACCUUUGGUAUGGCCGAGAGGGCUCGUUCGAAGAGCCCAUGGGAAGGGAACACUUGCAAAAUCUUUGGCAAAAGUACAAGGUUGACAUUGCCUUCUUUGGCCAUGUCCAUAACUAUGAAAGAAUUUGCCCCAUUUACCAGAAUCAAUGCGUGAAUGAAGAAAAAUCCCGCUACUCCGGCGUCGUGAAUGGAACGAUCCACAUCGUCGUCGGAGGCGGAGGACGGAGCUUGUCUGACUACAGCAUACUGAAACCAUACUGGAGUCUCUACAGAGAUUAUGACUUUGGAUUUACCAAGCUCACAGCAUUCAACCACUCGUCGCUCCUCUUCGAGUACAAGAAGAGCCGCGAUGGUGAGGUCUAUGAUUCUUUCACCAUUUACAGAGAAUACAAGGAUGUCUUGGCUUGUGUCCAUGAUAGCUGCGAAGCCACCACUUUGGCAACUUAA
This is a messenger RNA of Morus notabilis, 1884 nucleotides long. Its product is annotated as probable inactive purple acid phosphatase 27. Lineage: Eukaryota; Viridiplantae; Streptophyta; Magnoliopsida; Rosales; Moraceae. The coding region runs from base 1 to 1884 and encodes 627 amino acids. Gene Ontology annotation, molecular function: metal ion binding; acid phosphatase activity. The transcript has 12 exons. The record is from RefSeq and is a predicted model, not a curated record.